Messenger RNA from Chanos chanos (milkfish), 1779 nucleotides. RefSeq names its product glomulin, FKBP associated protein b (gene glmnb). Gene Ontology annotation, cellular component: cytoplasm. Gene Ontology annotation, molecular function: ubiquitin-protein transferase inhibitor activity. Bases 1 to 1779 code for a protein of 592 amino acids. Lineage: Eukaryota; Metazoa; Chordata; Actinopteri; Gonorynchiformes; Chanidae. The record is from RefSeq and is a predicted model, not a curated record. The transcript is spliced from 18 exons.
AUGGCGGUGAAUCAGUUGAAUGACAUCAUUCAGAGAUGGCGAGUAACUCCAGAGAAGGAUUUGAGACAGGAGGACUAUGAGCUGUUUCUGAACGCCGGCAGUACCUGCAUCGCUCAGGGUGACAGUGCACAACUGCUGGACUUCAUCAAAGAGGAGAAAAAUGAGACAAUUGUGAGGUCCAUGGGCAGUGGCCUAUUAGCUCCACUGGUGACUGAGCUGCUUAAAAAGGAGAAGAAUCCUGUUCACUGUCAUUCCAUCGUUGAACAUCUGGUCCAGACCUGCGAUGCAAAAGAGGUCUUGGAGAUUUUGCUUGAGAAAGUGGAUGACGCACAUCCAGAUCUGAUAGCUGAUACCAUCACACUUCUCGUGAAGCCCCUUCAGACAGUGCUGUUGAGGAUGGGAGACACCAAGGCCCCCUCUGUUGGUUUGGCUUUGAAUGCCUUACAGAAGCAAGUGUCAAAGCUUCCUGUGCCAUGUUCCCGCAAACAGGAACAAGAAGACAAGUAUGGUCUCUGUCGAUGCUGUACUGCCCUGGUGAAUUUUGUGCAGCCGUUUGUGCAGGAGAUGAAGACUCAAGAUUCUCAGGCUGCCCAGGAUGCAAGGCUAAGGACAGAGCUUCUCAAAUUUUGUAUGGAGAGCCUAAGGGAGCCUCUUCUCCACGCUCAGCUGGAUAGGGAGGUGGACACUCCCCGGAACUCCCCCCUCUGGAACUUCGCCACAGAGAUACUUGCCAUUUUACCUGCCAUUCAAGAGCCUCUGCCCAAACUGCUGUUCUACCACCCUCUGAGGGGAAGAGAGGACACUAUAUCUGCGGAGGGGGAUACAGGCCAUCCCAACGAGUCUCGGGCCUGUUUGGCAUACUUAGUCUUUGUUCAGCUGAUCGCUAUGGAGAUAUUUCCAGCAGUAUUUAGUCCUCUUUUUGUUCUGCAGUGUAAUAUGGAAUAUGUCAAUCUCCUGCUGAGCAGAAAAGAUGAAUCGUGGAUAUUGAAGGGCUUGGAUCUGUACGUAAAAAGUCUAGAGAGAGUAAUGGAUAACAGUCUCCCUGUAGAACUCCUCGAUCUCAAAUCCUUUUACAGCGUUCCACAGAACCUGAUUGAACUCAUGACUGAGUGUCCAAUACAACAUUUGAGAAUCAAGGGUCUUGUAGUUUUCCAACUCUUUGUGGAGAAAUUAGAAGAGGAAGCCAAGCACAAAUUUUUCAGGUGUAUAUUCAAAACCAGUAAUCAUGCUGGGGUUCAGAGCAUCAUCCUCAAAAACAUUAAAAAUCAGGUGGAGUUUUCCACAAAGUCAGGAAAAGAAGAUGACUGGUUUGUGGGAACGAGGUUGAUUUCACUGUUACGGGAAACCGUGUGCAUUCCCGAUGGAGCAGACACAGACCUGCUACACUGCAUGGAUAGGGUAAUGGAGUCACUGAAUCUUUUGCGAUAUUUGCUUAUCCGAGAGAAGAAGAAGCCAAAUGGAGUGUGGCCGGAGCUUUGCAGCAUUACAGAAAGUUACAUUAAGAUGUUGAGAGUGUGCCUCAGCAUGUCAAAGUCCUACUACGCAGCUGAACUCAAGGCACUGCGGGAAGGAGAGAAAGUUAAAGCAAAAGAAUUAAAACAGGCUAAAUCUAACAAAUCUUUCCGGAAUAUCAAAGUGAAAAACGAGAAGUUAUCCAGCAUGUCACCAGAGGUACAGCACCAGGUGCUGCAGUGCGCCCUGGUGACCUUUGACCUGAUGGAGAGCCUCGUGGUACGGAUAGAGGAGAUCACAGAGAAAGAGGUCAAGCAUGAGCAGUGA